AAUCGUUAAGCUGAUUUAACUCACUUAAGCCGCUCCUCCUCAGUCACGAGUGUUCACACGAGUGCGCAGCUUCCGCACCAGUCAGUUCCAAUCGUGCCGUUGAGUCAUGUCGGUCUACAGAGCCGUUUUGGUGGUUUUCGCCGCUUUUUUCGUCACUGGCUCGUUAUGUAACGACGCUCCCGCCGAGGGGAUGCACCCGGCCCUGGGCCGGCUGCUGCAGUCCACGCAAGCUGCCUGCAACGCCGAAUCCGCCGACGGCUUCCAGAAGGUGGCGGAGUCUAUGCAGCAAAUCUUCCAAUGUCCGGCGGUGGUGGAAAUCAUGCAGCAGCUGCAGGACAAGAACCUCGGGGACACCUUCCACAACUGCUCGGUCGAACGGAUGCUGCCCUGUUACGAUCCGCUGCUCGAUUCGAUCAACCGGUGUUUGACGCGGGAUGGUGCGGACAACCGCCGGGUCUUGCAGGCGAUCGUGCGGGAAGUCCUGGUGCUGGGCUGUAAGAACCGGACGACGGCGGCGGAUCCCAAGGUGUUCUACUCCUGCAUCGAUAGUCUGGACUCACUCGUAGACGACUGCAAGGCACCGUUCGUCAAUCCGAGCGUUCCCAUUUCCGGGUUCAACAAAAGCGAGUGCAGCGAUCUGGAGCAAAGCAAAAGUUGCGUUCAGGAGAAGCUUACGGCGUGCGGAGCGGACGUUACGGUUCCCGGAAUCAGUGCGAUCUACGGUGCGAUUAGUAGUGCUAACCAAUGUGGCGCGAAAAACGUGGCUGAGCACGCAGAAUCUUGAGCUGAAAAAAUAAAUUUGAUUGCAUUCUUCUAA
Culex quinquefasciatus (southern house mosquito) is the source of this 817-nucleotide messenger RNA. RefSeq lists its product as uncharacterized. The transcript is spliced from 4 exons. The record is from RefSeq and is a predicted model, not a curated record. NCBI's taxonomy places the organism in Eukaryota, Metazoa, Arthropoda, Insecta, Diptera, Culicidae. Bases 107 to 784 code for a protein of 225 amino acids.